AUGUUGUUAGUGGUCGAUGCUGCUUCGGUUUUUCUCUCUGAAACUCGGUCAGUAAACUUCCACUCCAAUCGCAAAGGGUAUGUAGUUAUCGAACAUUUUUGCUCUGCAAAGCAGAGUCGUUUAUGUUCUCAAGGUUUGGUGAUCCAAUGUGAUAAAAGUGCGAAGCACUCAAUGCUGUUCAUCUUACUUGCGUUACUAUUCUAUGGUAUUCAAGCACAGAUUCUUACCAUCAAACCUGGUAAAGUUCACGGUUUUGAAUAUACAUCAAAAAAUGGCGACAUUGCUGAGGUCCCAAAAAACGGCUUCCCCAUUCUGGUUUGGGUGCAUGGCGGUGGUUACGAAAUUGGAUCAGCAAGUCUUUAUGGUUAUAAAGGCUUCGCUGAUAUAUACAUCCCACAUGGCAUCAUUGUUGUUACUAUACAGUAUCGUGUUGGAGUAUACGUUUGUCUACGAUAA
This is a messenger RNA of Cylicostephanus goldi, 456 nucleotides long. Lineage: Eukaryota; Metazoa; Nematoda; Chromadorea; Rhabditida; Strongylidae. The record is from the annotation of a GenBank genome assembly.